CCUUCCUGGCAAGCAUUCGCUUCUCUGUUGUCUCCCAAGACCGCCCCCCGCGCGCCCGGAAAUACCUCCCGAUCCGUGCGCCGCGUGACCCUCGCCUCGUCGUAUAAGAGGCCCGCGCGCCAUUGCCGUUGCCAACACCAAGCAACCACCUGUGCGACUGCGAGAGCCGAGAGGCCACUACACAGAUCGCCCACCGUCUCGCGCAUCGAGACCCUUCCCCGUUCCAUCCAUGGACGGCGCGGACCCCGCAUUCGCGGUGUCGUCUAGCCCGUGGUCGUCGCUAGUCCGCGGCUACUUCUCCCCGGCGACGCUCUUCCUCCUGCUCAACAUGGUCAUCGGCACCAUCGCGCUCACGUCCCGCUCCCACCGCCGCCGCCACGGCCACCGCGACGAUGUCGACGGCGGCCACCACUACCAGUACCAGCACCAGCACCGCGGCCACGUCCACGACCAGCCUCAACAUCAUCAUCAUCAUCAUCAGUACGCUCCUCCGCCGCAGCUCGCGCGCACGUCAUCCGUCAUGGACCGCCUGCGCUCGCUUGGCCUCUACCGCUUCCGGUCCGGCGACUUCCCGCCCGAGUACAACCAUCACCUCUCCGCGGCGACAGAGGACUCCGCCGCCGCCGCCGCCGCCCACUCGAGCAGCGUGAUGAAGCAGGAUCAAGCCCAGUACACCAGGAGCCGGUCAGAGCCCGCCAGGAGCAAGAGGCCUCCGCCGGCUCGCAAGAACAAUGACAAGAAGGAAGACCAUGCGGUGGUGAAGAACUCGACCUCGGUCUCGGAGGUGAAGAAGCUGGAGCGCGCCCCGGCACCGAGAGGCUUGGUAGUAAGAGAAGAGGAGGAUGCGGCGGCGUCCGUGAGCGUGGACGCCAGGGCGGACGACUUCAUCAACAAAUUCAGGCAGCAGCUGCAGCUGCAGCGGCUCAACUCGCUGCUCAACUACAAGGAGAUGCUCAACCGCGGCUUGUAGGGUGUGCCCGCGCGGUGGCCAAUGCCUUCAUAGUGUUUGCUGUCGAGUGUGCAUGGUGUAGCACAGUUGUAUAACAAUGGAACUUUUUUUUUUUGCCAGUUUCUUUCUUC
Messenger RNA from Sorghum bicolor (sorghum), 1080 nucleotides. RefSeq lists its product as uncharacterized. Lineage: Eukaryota; Viridiplantae; Streptophyta; Magnoliopsida; Poales; Poaceae. The transcript has a single exon. The record is from RefSeq and is a predicted model, not a curated record. Bases 230 to 970 code for a protein of 246 amino acids.